CACCGUGAUGACGCGUCAUCAGCGUCAUAGUUUGCGACGCGCUUGUUGUUUUUCGAAGAGGGAUCGUUUUGCUGAAAGUGUUUAACAGCAAACUCAAAUCCAGCGCUUCGUCAAAAUGUCUCUGCACGACGACGAGUCCUCGGAUAUGGGACUAGCGGGUCAAUCCAAGCUGGAGAGCUUCCUAUUCAGCUGCGAGCUGUCCUCUAAAGUUCCUUUCUACACUUUCCAAGGAGAUGAAGAGGAGGACCUGGAGCACUUCCUUGAACUCAGAACGGUCUGUUUGGGAGAAGGUGCUAAGGAGGAGAGUAACGUGGUGGAGGUAACAGCUAUGAAUCACCAAGGAAAGACUAUUUCAGUGCCAAUUGCCAACCUUCACAUCAGCUGCCUGCCUAUGGUGAGUUUGGGAGAGUUUGAGUUGAAAGCCCCAGUGACCAUCCGGCUCAAGGCUGGCACAGGACCAGUUACUGUCAGCGGGUUACACCUCAUAGCCUCGCAGGUCGAAGACUCCGACAUGUCUGAUGAAGACGACGAUGACGACGAUGAAGAGGAGGAGGAAGAGAUCACCCCCAUUAAACCAGCAAAGAAGAAGCAGAAGAUGUAGGCUGAGAGGUCGUCGAUGGGUUUUUUCUUUAUUUUUUUUGGAGUGUUUUAAGAAAUAACAGUCGUUUUGUACCAGACGGGACACAUUUUACAAAGUUAAUACUUAUUCCACACAGCCACAUGAAAGCUUAGUGUGGUGGCAGCUGAACACGCUGUUGGAGGAAGGAACAUCGUGACAGGAGCUCUGAUUGUUCUCACCUCUUUUACUCCUCAGUUUCUCACCGCAAGCUCUCGGUAUCUGCAGUGAAUUAAACUGUGGAUGCAACAUUCACUUCUAGAAGAACUGUUUUUGCUAUUAAACGCUACCUUGCGUUUUAUACUGUACAUGUUACAACCACCACAGACAUGGAUUUAUCUCACCAGUGGUGGGAAAACAUCGUCUUAUACUCUCACCAUUGGAUUCUGGUAUUUAUAAAAGUAAAACAUAGUGUGUGUACUUGUGUCAGAGAGAGAAAGUGUUUCCAGAUCAGCGUGAUUUCCAAUUAAAUUGUGCAAUCAAAUUAAUUAAAUGUUCUUGGUUCACAAGAGUAUCUCCAUUUCCAGCUGUUUGUAGUUCCAAAAUACUGUUUUUCUAUGUACUAUGUCAAUCAUAAAUGUGAAAAUUUUGUACUUGUAAUGAAUGCACCAAGAAAGCA
Molecule: messenger RNA, 1235 nt
Organism: Thunnus maccoyii (southern bluefin tuna)
Lineage: Eukaryota; Metazoa; Chordata; Actinopteri; Scombriformes; Scombridae
Gene: npm3
Product: nucleophosmin/nucleoplasmin, 3
Exons: 5
Coding region: 116-601 (161 amino acids)
Biological process (GO): chromatin remodeling
Cellular component (GO): cytoplasm; nucleoplasm; nucleolus
Molecular function (GO): RNA binding; histone binding; chromatin binding
Source: RefSeq, a predicted model, not a curated record